Molecule: messenger RNA, 567 nt
Organism: Rhizoctonia solani
Lineage: Eukaryota; Fungi; Basidiomycota; Agaricomycetes; Cantharellales; Ceratobasidiaceae
Product: DNA replication licensing factor MCM2/3/5 family pretein
Exons: 2
Coding region: 1-567 (188 amino acids)
Biological process (GO): mitotic DNA replication initiation; DNA strand elongation involved in DNA replication; double-strand break repair via break-induced replication
Cellular component (GO): MCM complex; nucleus
Molecular function (GO): single-stranded DNA binding; ATP binding; single-stranded DNA helicase activity
Source: RefSeq, a predicted model, not a curated record
AUGUUUCGAAACUUGGAGAGUACAACAUUGAUUGCAUACAUUUCUUAUGGACGCACAAAAAUCCACCCCCGCCUCGCCGAAGAAGCCGGAAACGAACUAGUCACCGAAUACGUUGCCCUUCGCAAAUUAGGUGCAGACGCGCGCUCUUCAGAACGUCGUAUCACUGCCACCACCCGUCAACUAGAGAGCAUGAUUCGGCUGUCAGAAGCACACGCGCGUAUGCGUUUCUCCCAGCUCGUGGAGUUGGAAGACGUAAAGGAAGCCUGUCGACUUAUGCGCGAGGCUCUGCGCACAAGCGCGACUGACCCAACUACCGGCUUGCUGGAUCGUCGUGCGCGUCCGGGCCUGAAACGCGAGGUGACGCGGCUUGCGUCUGAACUGGGCGCAGGGGGUGCUCGGGCCGUCAAGUGGACGGAACUACAGCGCGAGCUGGCGAAGCAGAGCUCGGUUGGGGUCGAAGCUUCGGAGUUCAACGAGGUUGUGAGGGCGCUGGAGUCUGAGGGUGGGGUGAGGAUUGCUGGGGAGAGGGACAAGAGGACUAUUCAGCUUGCUGGUGGUAACGCGUAG